AUGGAGGGCCGCGUUCGUGUAGACCGCCGCUUUGACUGGGUCGGUCCGCCAGAUCGAACCUCAAAAAUUCGAUCUAUUUUGUGAGCUUCAUAUCAUUUCGUGCAAAAAAAAGGAGUUUUGAUUCAGACUGAGAAGAGUGGACAACGAAACGGCCUUGGAAAGAGAUUAUCGAGAGGCCCGAGAGCAGCUCAACAAGUUCCUCGUUCUUUCUUCUCUGAUAACAAUUGAAUGGAUCGUGAUAGACUUUGAAAAUAAUUUUAAGACUUAUGAAAAAAAAACUGAUAAAUUAAGUUUAGAAGAUGGAAAGAAAAAGAAUUUAAAGAAAACUUUAUAAGGCGAAUUGUACGAGUUUGGAAAAUUUUUAGUGGAAACGUAAUAUGGCAGUUUAUACAUCGCAUUUUUUGAUUUAGUGGUUUUUGAAAACUUUAUAAGCCUUCAAAAAACAAAAGGAAUUUCAGUAUUGUUUCAAUUUUAUUAUGCACUUUACUUUAGCAACAAAAAAAAAAUUUCAGAUGGAACUCAGAUUUUUGGACUCGUCACAACACGCUGUUUGACGACAAGAAGAGUCGAUUUAUUGAAAUGGUUCUUUUUUAUUCCUGGAAUGUAUCAAAAAAGAAGUUUCAGAAAAAAGCGCAGCUAGGACCGUUGGAAACAGUUUCAGCGAACGAACUUUCGAGGUUUUACCGGGAUUUUCUCAACGAAAGACAUCCUGCAAUGAUGGCCUAUAAUAAGUUAGUUCCUUAAUUUUCGAUUUUGGGGCAAGAAAUGAUGGAAUCAUUUAUUUUCAGAGAAUGGUACUGCCGGAAUUUGGCUUUAAUAUGGCCCGCCCUGAAAGUCAACGUCGUCAGAUUCGUGCGGCUGUUGAAGCGAUGA
Messenger RNA from Caenorhabditis auriculariae, 873 nucleotides. Lineage: Eukaryota; Metazoa; Nematoda; Chromadorea; Rhabditida; Rhabditidae. The record is from the annotation of a GenBank genome assembly.